AUGAUUUUAGCAGCAGCUGCAUGUGCUGCAGCUGGAAUCAGUUAUAUACUAAAUGAUGAUGAUGAUGAACAAGUAACACAUACAAAAUAUGAAACAGUUACUGUAUCAUCAACUAUUAUUGAUAAACAAGGAAUUGUUAAAUGUAUUCUCUAUCCAAAACUAAUAAAUCCAUAUUUGUUUAUUAAUCACGAACAAAAAGGCACUAUUACACUUAUAAAUAAAUCGAAAUGCAAUGAAUUUAAAUUGCCUAUAGAUCCUCGUCAACAGAUAAAUAAUUCAACUUUUAAACAAGAACUUUCUCUUAUAUUCUUUUGGUCAAUACCAUUAAAAGCUCGUUUAUUACAAACAUUCACAAAACCAUGUUUAGUUAUUGAAAAUCGAAAUCCUCUUAAACAAAAUCUAAUGCAAAUAAGUGUUGGAAUUCAAAAUAAUAUAAAUCUCUCACAUAUUCCAUCGGAAAUCAUUUUAUCCAAUUAUGAUGAAUAUUCUUAUCAAUUAAAUCGACGAGAAAAUGUAUUUACAUCAAACAAAGAAGAAUGUGAUGCGACAUUAGAUUCAUUAUCAUGUAAUCCAAUGAUAAAUGAUCAUAUUAUUCCAAUUGGUAUACUUAAAAAAACUAAUCAAGAUAGAUUUUGUUGUAAUGAAAUAUUAGAUUUAGAUAGGGAGACUAAAAUGAGAAAUAUGGUAUUGAAAAAUGUAAAUUUAUGUGUGGAAAAUUUAUCAAAAAUUUUAAGUGAAUCAUGUUCAUAUGAUCAAGAACAAUUAACGACAUUAGAAAAUGUUUCUUCAAUUAUUUCAACAACAAAAACUAAUAAUAAACAAAAAUUAUCAAGUAUAGAAGAUAGUUGCGAAAAUGUGUAUUCAAAAUUAUUCAAACAUGAAGAAAAUCAUGAUACUACUCAAUUUCAAUCGAAUAAUCAUCAUAACGAUAUAGAUUUCAAUGAACGGUUAUCUGAUGGUAUAAUUUUACAACGUGGUAAACAAUUUGGUAUAGCAUUAGGUGAACCAAUGAUACGAAAAAAUAAUGAGAAUGAAAAUUUGGAUAUAAAUUCAUCUCAUUCAAUUGAUGAAUUAAAUAGAUUACUAACGAAAACUAAUUGUUUAUUAAUGCAACAAUAUCAAAUUCGAACAAUUGAAGAUCUUAUUCGAUUAUUUCUAGAACAAGGACAAUAUCAUUUUACUGAUUUGAUGAUAAAUAGUUUUAAAGUUGAUCCAUUCAUUGUUGAACAACUCAAUAUAAUACUUUUAAAAUGGGUAAAAACUUUGACUUGA
This is a messenger RNA of Adineta steineri, 1272 nucleotides long. NCBI's taxonomy places the organism in Eukaryota, Metazoa, Rotifera, Eurotatoria, Adinetida, Adinetidae. The record is from the annotation of a GenBank genome assembly.